GGGAAGUCUCUCGUGCCCCAGUCAGACAGUCAGUCAGUCAGUCAGUCAUCAGUCUGCCGGCUGCUGAGCGUCUCUGCACGGAGCGAGGCUGCAGACAAGGAGCACCACCGGCUGUAGGAUUUAUUACUCUGGAUUACGAAACAUUGCAUUUUGCAUUUUACUUGUUUUUUAUUUUUUGUUGAGGAACAACCUGUCAUCAUGUCUCGGGCUCCAGAUGACGUGAGCAAGCUCACUGAAAGUACCUACAAGAAUGUGAUGGAGCAGUUCAACCCAGGCCUGAGGAACCUGGUCAACCUCGGGAAGAGCUAUGAGAAGACAGUCACAGCGAUGACUCUUGCUGGGAAGACCUAUUUCGAUGCAGUCGCAAAGGUGGGAGAGAACGCUAUGGUGUCUCCAGUCUCCAGAGAGCUCGGUGUGGUUCUGAUGGAGAUCUCCGACGCCCACAGGAAGGUCUUCUUCGAACUGGAAGAGAACUUCAAGAGGUUCCACAAGGAGAUUAUUAUCGAGCUGGAGAAGAAGACAGAGAUGGAUGUGAAAUACAUGAAUGCCACCUUUAAGCGCUACCAGUCCGAGCACAAAGUGAAGACAGACUUCUUGGAGCGCUCCCAGACGGACCUGAAGAAGCUGAGGAGGAAAAGCCAGGGAAAGCACCUGUCCAAGUACGAAAUCAAAGAGAACGAGUAUGUGGAGACCAUCUCGUCGCGCCAGGUGGACAUGCAGAAGUUCAUCUCCGACGGCUGCAGAGAGGCCUUACUGGAAGAAAAGAGACGCUUCUGUUUCCUGGCAGACAAGCACUGCAUGUUCUCCUAUCAAAUUAGCAACUUCCACGAGAAAGCCAAAGAGAUACUGGCCAUGAAGCUCCCCAGCUGGCAGGAAAAGUGCAGCGACAUCAACCAGGUGCCGGACACCAUCCUAGAGGAGCUGUCCUCCACUCCAGAACAGUCGCCGCGGGUUGAACGCUACAACAGGAACAACGUGGAGUCAGGGGUGCCUCCUCCAGCACCACCACUGAAGGCACAGAUCAGUCCGCUAGCCACCAUGUUCAACCCAGAACCCAGGUUUCCGUUCACCCCCCCUUCGGACCACAACUCAGACCAGGGCAGUUCGGUAGAUGUCAGUCUGUCCCGGUCGACGUCCCAGUCGUCCAGUCUCAAUGUGGCCAAGAAGCCCCGAGUUAUGACCAUCUUUCCCCACACGGCGGGCAACAACCAAACACUCCUCAGCUUCGACGAAGGUGACAUCAUCACCCUGCUCAUCCAAGAGGAGAAGGACGGCUGGCUGUACGGAGAGCUGGAGAGGACGCAGCAGCGGGGCUGGUUUCCCUCAUCUUACUGCAGACCUUACACUGAGCCAGCGAUAUCACAAAGCAGCGAUCUUGGCACGCCGGUGCGUCGUCUGAGUGUGGCCAGUCUGCCGGAGCAGGAUGAGGAGGAGCCCGUGUUGCUGCCGCCAGCGGACUACAGCGACGGCCCCUAUAGGCCAUCGCUCCCCUCGACGCCCACACCAAAGAACAAGGUUUCUUUAGUCAAUGGGACUGCAAAGGCCCCCUUUCUAGGAGGAGGGAAUCCGUUUGCUACGGUGAAGCUGAGACCAACGGUCACGAAUGACAGAUCAGAGCCACGCAUCUAACACGAAAGAUAAGGAUUUUCACCGCUGUCAUGCCUUCAGGGGAAUCAUGAAACAUGGGACCCUUGCGACACACUGAAUAUCACCCCAACCUGACAUCUCAACAGCCUGCAUGCUCGUCUCUCUCAGCACCAGUUGGCUCUAUUAUUAAAGGAAUCCAUUUGUUUCUUGGCACAAGUGUGUUUGACUGUGCCAGUGUGUGUUUUACAUUCGCCACAACAGGGAAACAUUGCAUAAUGAACACAUGGAGAAGCGGGAAUUCUGUUUUGUAGUACAGUACAAAGAAAAUAUUUUGUGUUUAAGUAACAAUUCACCUGAAAAAUGAAAAUUUAGACUAAGUUUAGUCUAAUCACCAACUCACUGAAAGUGGGAAUCAAAAAAGUUGCUUCCUGUGAAUCCCUCGUGCAUAGGUAGAUUAUACUGAUAAAACCUACUACAGUUUAUAGAGAAGUAAUUGACCCUUCGCUAAGCCCCACCCCCUGCUGCUACUCCGUCAAGCUGUCAGAGCUACCACGGAGCCUACACUGCCACUAACUGCACUCCCUGCUGAAUAUUAGCUAAUUUUUGAAAAAAACGAAAAAGCGAUUUCAGGGAGAAACAGCCAGAAGGAUCUACAAUUUGCGUUUGACGGAUAUAUCAGGAUGUCAAACUGAUUCAGCAGUGAAAGAUAGAAGCUAAAGCCUUCAGAUCACAGCGUAAAAUUUAACCACCACCUGGCGAUCGAGACAGAAGACAAUGAAAUUAAAGGACCAAUAUGUAAUAUAUUUACUGUAAUAAAUCAUAAAAUGACCAUUACGUGUCAUCAGAGAUUAAGGAAACAUGCUGAAUUGAAAUACUGUCUUCUCUGACAACAAUGCUACAGCCACUAUGUUCUCCUUUGAAAUUUCUAUUCCGGUCCGGAGCGUCUGUUUUUGUUUUGGCCGGUGUGUUCCCGUCCACUGCAAAAUUUCAACACCCCGUUGCCGCAUAUGAAACAAAUUGGAACGCAAACACAGCCUUCUGCAGCCAUGGAAGCGAGCUAAUAAACUGGAUCAACAGAGAUAACGUUAACGUUAGAUUCUACCUGACCUGAAAAGUCAAGGCACAUCUCUCUGUGUGCAGCUGGGUUAUCAAGGCAGCCAGUAUUUGAGACACACAGCCGUUGAAGUGAUUCCGACUAACGUUACUACUGGCCAGAGGCUAACGGGUCGUGUCUAGAAGGUAACCCUCAAAUUGCGAAAAAUUUGCAUUAACUGCCAACAGUCACACCGGAGGAGCGGACGAGCCACAGCUCCAAUAUUUUGAAUGUGGACUGCUGUUACCCAUUUUAAACGCUAGCUGUCAGUGCUACAUAUUAUUCCUUUAAGGAACAACACUGUUCCUGCAAAGCUGGGUAGGUCUUUAUUCACUGUUACAAUCGUUUGCAUAGUGCUAACGCUAAUUUAGAAACAAACACCUCCUUCCAACCUCUCCGGGUCUAUGGAGAAGGCCCAUGUAGUUGUCAAACCCUGGUCAGAGCUGGUAAAUGCUACGCUAUGAUUGGCCAGACUGCGUUAGAGGGGCGGGACUUAGCGAAGGGUCAAUUACUGAAUGUAAAUACAAUGAGUGGGAAUGAGCUAUUGGAGCUAAUUGUGUGUCUGGUGGUCCCACAAAUACCAAUGGAGUUUCUACUGGCAUUGUAACGAGGUGAUAAAACCUGAGUCUUCAUUUUGGGGUGAACUGUCCCUUUAAGAUGCAAAACAGAUGCUCAGACAGUGUCAUAAGGUCUUUUCCAGGUUGUUUGUGCUGCAGUCAGUGCAGUGUUUUAAUACAGAAUGAAGAGAUCCAGAUAUUAAUGAUAGAUGCUGACGAAGAAGACCAGCACCCAGGCUGUCUACCUGACUUGCCAAAAAAAUAUAUUGUUAUUUGUUUUUAUUACAAUUAUUUUUGUCUUUCUUUUCUUAAGAGGCAUUAUGAUAUACAAAUAUUGUGAGAAUGAAGGGAAAGUGACGUGUUGGGAAAAGGGGUUUGUCGUUUGAGUGAAGGCAAAACAGUAUGUCACUGUUUAAAAUGAGAAGGCUAUUUAUACACACUGAGUUUGUAUGAGAUAUUUAAAUAAAAAAACAUGUGUGCAGAAGUCCAUUCUGUGAAGGCGCCCCUUUGAAUGCGAUAACCAACUCGCUCAUGAUCCCGAGCUGAUUUUUGAUUUGACUGCUGGUAUGUAUUUUAAAUGGGCAAAAUGACCUUUUGAUGAAGGGAAUAUUUUUCACUCCUCAUUGUUUUCACUGUCGUUUAAUGUAGAUCCUGUGUACAAUGCACAGUUUAUACAAAAUGAAAAUGUACCUUACUGGUAGAUAUUUGCAUUGUAUGAAUAAAGUGGGUCAUUGUUUGAAAUCUAAGUAUUAAGUGUUUUGUGAGGACUUUUUUUGCAAUGUAUUUGCUUUACAGAAUGUAAAUGUAUAAUGAGGAACUGACUGAUGAAACGGUUUGUUGAUCCUCAUAGACCCACUCGUGUGUGUAAGUGAACCCAUCAUAGUUAUUGCCACAUGCUUUCUUCAGAGUACCUUGCCACUGUGUUGACCGAUGUAGUCUUUUUUUCUCAAUAAAACAAGGUAAAGCAAAA
Sebastes umbrosus (honeycomb rockfish) is the source of this 4207-nucleotide messenger RNA. It is a transcript of the gene baiap2l1a, whose product is annotated as BAR/IMD domain containing adaptor protein 2 like 1a. Gene Ontology annotation, cellular component: cytosol; nucleoplasm. The record is from RefSeq and is a predicted model, not a curated record. Gene Ontology annotation, biological process: plasma membrane organization; actin crosslink formation; positive regulation of actin filament polymerization. Gene Ontology annotation, molecular function: protein binding. The coding region runs from base 199 to 1629 and encodes 476 amino acids. The transcript has 14 exons. Lineage: Eukaryota; Metazoa; Chordata; Actinopteri; Perciformes; Sebastidae.